Molecule: messenger RNA, 1769 nt
Organism: Phacochoerus africanus (Common warthog)
Lineage: Eukaryota; Metazoa; Chordata; Mammalia; Artiodactyla; Suidae
Gene: SENP8
Product: SUMO peptidase family member, NEDD8 specific
Exons: 2
Coding region: 234-872 (212 amino acids)
Biological process (GO): proteolysis
Molecular function (GO): cysteine-type peptidase activity; deNEDDylase activity
Source: RefSeq, a predicted model, not a curated record
CGCUUCAGGCGGCCCCGCCCAAACUUUUCUUCCUCACCUUACGGCAGAGUUGGGAACUCUGCCUUAGGUUUUAUCUCUUUUAGAGAGGGAUGUCGCAAUGUUGGGCUAGAAAACUCUGGGUUUACGACUGCAGCUCUCGCUUUCCGGCCAAUACCGAGGUGCCCGAAGGCUGGCUGGGGAGGUGAGGCCCGAGGCAGCUUCUGGAAUUUCUGAGCAGCCCUGGUCAGUACAAGAUGGACCCAGUAGUCUUGAGUUAUAUGGACAGUCUACUGCGACAAUCAGAUGUCUCACUGUUGGAUCCUCCAAGCUGGCUCAAUGACCAUAUUAUUGGGUUUGCCUUUGAGUACUUUGCCAACAGUCAGUUUCAUGACUGCUCUGACCACAUCUGCUUCAUCAGCCCAGAAGUCACCCAAUUCAUCAAGUGCACUGGCAACCCAGCAGAGAUCGCCAUGUUCCUUGAACCCUUGGACCUCCCCCACAAAAGAGUGGUAUUUUUAGCCAUCAAUGAUAAUUCCAACCAGGCAGCUGGGGGAACCCAUUGGAGUUUGCUGGUUUAUCUCCAAGAUAAAAAUAGCUUUUUUCAUUAUGAUUCCCAUAGUAGGAGCAAUUCAGUCCAUGCAAAGCAGGUAGCAGAGAAACUGGAGGAUUUCUUAGGCAGAAAAGGAGACAAACUGGCCUUUGUGGAAGAGAAAGCCCCUGCUCAACAAAACAGCUAUGACUGUGGGAUGUAUGUGAUAUGUAACACUGAGGCCUUGUGUCAGAGUCUCUUUAGGCAACAGCCAGAAUCACUGUUGCAGCUACUCACUCCUACAUACAUCACAAAGAAGAGGGGCGAAUGGAAAGAUCUCAUUGCCAGACUUGCUAGAAAUUAGCUGUUUAAGUAUUUUUGUGACUUUUGAAGUCUCUUUCUGCCUGUCCCCAUUUAUUGGAUGGUUGCAAUCUCAGUGCCUGAGGGAAGAUGCCUGGUAGAGGGAAACUUAGGAUUCUUACUUUUUCCUAAGAGAAUAUUAUCCUUUGCAUUAUCCUAAUGGAAAGUUUCACUUUAACCCUAACUUGAGAGCAAUAUGUUCUUUGAAAAUGUCUUCAAAUUAUGCAUCAGAACCUUAAAAUGAAGCAUUUUAAGGUAAAUGCUUAAACAUUUAGUAAUUCCCUUUUGGUCUUCCUUUUCCACAUUGGCUUAAUCCAAAGGAAAAGAAGCAAUCUGUUUUAAAAAAAACUAAGAAUAUGUGAAAUCUAGAGGAAUGCAAGAGAAGAAAAUGAUAGAACCAAAAACUUACUUCACAGCCCACCUAUUUCAAGAGAUCAACUGGCUAGAAGCAGAUCAAGACCUAACCUAAUUCAAGAUCUAAAUAUUAUGAGACUCAAUUAUUCAGUUCUAUCUCUUCCAUUUGUUAUACAAAGGCUUUCCCAGCCAUAGCCUUUGCAAAUAUUUGAUAAGAUGAUGUUAGCCCAUCUUCCCCCAUCUGAUUUCUGGAGUGCUUUAAGAACAGAUAAAUCUCGGAGUUUCUGCUGUGGUACAAUGAGAUUGGCAGCAUCUCUGGAGCACUGGGACGCAAAAGAUCAACCCCUGGACUGGCAGGGUGGGUUAGGGAUCCAGUGCUGCCACAGCUGCGGUGUGGGUCACAACUUUGGCUCACAUCUGACCCCUGAUCCAGGAUCUCCAUAUGCCCUGAGGCAGCUCAAAAAGGAAAAAGAAAGAGAAUGGGUAAAUCUCAAAUACAUUAAAUAAAUGGCUGUGGCAGACUUCUUAGUUUGCUCAGUGAGUUGCC